CCCAGUCCAUGUUAGGAAGUGUCCCCGGAGGAGUCGGAUUCAGCCGGACGCUCACACACACACACUCACACACUCCCCGACCCCGGCUCCGGAUCGUAAACAUUACGCGCUCCUGCUCGCGCUCUCCGGCAUGGCUCAGGCCAAGAUCCAGGCGAAGAUGAACGAAGCGUCCGCCUGCAGCAAGUUCAGCAGGACGCUGUCCAUGGCGGACCGCUCCGGACGCCUGCUGGAAAGUUUGGAUCAGCUGGAAAUGAGGGUGGAGGCGCUCCGCGAAGCGGCAUCGGCCAUGGAGCAGGAAAGGGAGUGCAUCCUGGAAACGAUCCAGUCUCUGCAGAACAGUCAAGAAAUGCGCAACAUCUGUGCUGGCGAGAGAGAAGAGUUAAGCCUGACUGCAAACCGUCUGAUGGGCCGAACGCUGUCUGUAGAGAUCUCUGUCGGCACAAUCAGAAACUCCCAGCAGGAGGAGGCCCUGAAGAAGGCUCAGUCGAUCAUCGAUGAAAUAGUGAAGAAGAUCCUGGAUGACAUGGACGGAGGGCGGCAGCGGCUGCUGACGCUGCUGUCGGCCUGCGUGUCCGAGGCGCCGCCCGGCCCCGUCGACCAGAAGUUUCAGGCCAUCGUGAUCAGCUGUGCCCUGGAGGACCAGAAGAAGAUCAAACGGAGGCUGGAGACGCUGCUGAGGAACGUUGAAAACGCAGAAAAAAACAUCAAGAUCAUGGAUCACCAGAAACUAGGGGAUCCAGAAGCAAAUGGAAGUCAAUAAAACAAGUUAAAAAUGCCACUAACUUCACUGAGAAGUACUGUAAUCUUCCACUAACACUCAUGUAAAGUCAUGAAAAGUCCCCGAUCGACAAAAAGGAGAUUUUAAAGUUUUUUAACAAACUAACUAAAAUGAUCUUUUUCAUUGACCUCACUUUUUUUUACUUAAUUUUUUUUACACAAUACAAACACAACGCAUGUUCACAUGUCCACUGAAGAUGUGAAAACACUGCCUGCAUUAGAAGUUGGAUCACUGUUUGCCUAAAAAGCCAGUGCUGAUAAGGAAGUUAAGCCUGAGGACUCUACUGGUGGAUAUUAUUAAAUGAUGUAGUGUCAAAACGAGUUUUUUAGGUUCAAGUGACGUAUUGAGACAGCAGCGCUGGACUAUAUCACUGAAGGUCUUUUUCUAUUUCAUCGACUCCGUCUGGGUGACCGUUGAUGAUUCAGGGUGUGCAUACGCUACCUCUCUGUGUGAAAACAGCACAAGUCAUGCUAAAGUGUGGGUGUUAUGUU
Salarias fasciatus (jewelled blenny) is the source of this 1269-nucleotide messenger RNA. RefSeq names its product BCL2 associated athanogene 2 (gene bag2). Gene Ontology annotation, molecular function: protein-folding chaperone binding; adenyl-nucleotide exchange factor activity. The transcript has 3 exons. Gene Ontology annotation, biological process: protein stabilization. The coding region runs from base 131 to 760 and encodes 209 amino acids. Lineage: Eukaryota; Metazoa; Chordata; Actinopteri; Blenniiformes; Blenniidae. The record is from RefSeq and is a predicted model, not a curated record.